GUCACCACAUUCAUCAUCAUCUUUCCGACACCUUACGCCGCUGUGCGAGAUUGAAUCCAUCUCAGCUCAAGAUGCCUCACGCUGCGACGAACACUAUCGACUCUGACAUCGUGGCGUUCGCCAACAGUAAUCCGCCUCCUCCCUACCCUGGUUCAAAUCAGUACGAUUUGACGCCCACUCCUUACACCCAAAAUCGACCUCGAUUGCCCGAAGAGAGAAGAAACUUGCACCUCACGGCUCUUCCCGAAGACGCCAAGAUCGUCAAAUUCCAGACCAUCGUUCGCGAAGGCAAGGAGAUUGUUGUCGGCAGAAUCAAAGUGCCGACCACCGGACCUAACGCUCACGCUUUCAUCUUACGCCGUUAUGACACAAAUGCCGUUUCUCUGACCACGAUGUUCAAGGUCGCGUUUCCCGGCGCAACCGAUGAAGAGGAGAGGCGAGAGAUGGACUGGGUGCGGUCCUCGUAUGACAUUCGCGACACGAACGGGGGUAGAGGCUGUGAUGCAGUCCGCUUGGCUGGUCAAUGGGUUAGCCGCCAUCUUGCCAUUCACCUCGCACCCGCUUACAACAUCUCUGAGCUCGUUGCGGCUCUCGCUCGCGCUGUCCCUGAUCCCAACGUCGCCUACCGGAAAUCCCAGAGGUCCCAAGCCGCCGCUGAGGAGAUGUCGCGUCAAAAACCAGAAGUCUCUGCUCGUACCAACACCGUUGUUCCUUCCAUGUCCAACGAGUCCGCGUCUCCAGCGCCAAAGCGUCAAAGACGCCAGAGCGCCCAGCCUGUCUCAGAUGCCGUAGAUACUGACGCAGGCAGUCGCCACUUGACGCUCGAAGCCGUAACUACGGUGACUGCCCCUACGGGUGCUCAGGUUGAUAUGGAGGCUGAAAUCCAAUCAGCCAAGCAACUCGUGAUGGAUCUCAAGCGCGAACUCAAUCUUCGAGCCGCUGCUGGAGAGGAGCUUGAGGACCAAGGAGCAGAUGUUGCUGAAGGUAGCCGGGGCACAAAGAGGAGCAAGGGAUCGGACGAGGGUGUUGCUAUCUCUGGUGGAGCUGGAAAGGACCGAAUCAUCCGACGAUCUAAAAGGGUCGAACAGACUGGUGUCGCUCAGACCGCUCGUCAAGUCGCAUGGGGGGCACUGAUUUUUGGCUUGGGAGUUGGUGCAGCGCUUUCAUUGCCUCAGUUGGCCGCUCAGUUCCUGUAGACUGUACGCUAGCUUAUAGCUAUAUACUUCCAUAGGUAGUAGACUCUUAUUCUGAUCACGCGUUUGAUAAUGACAGGUAGAAAUAUAUACCCUUCGUAUUUGUAGGUAUGACGAGAUGAGGAUACACAAGAAGAGGAGACCGA
Kockovaella imperatae is the source of this 1339-nucleotide messenger RNA. RefSeq lists its product as hypothetical. Gene Ontology annotation, molecular function: DNA binding. The transcript is spliced from 7 exons. NCBI's taxonomy places the organism in Eukaryota, Fungi, Basidiomycota, Tremellomycetes, Tremellales, Cuniculitremaceae. Gene Ontology annotation, biological process: meiotic attachment of telomere to nuclear envelope; mitotic telomere tethering at nuclear periphery. The coding region runs from base 72 to 1196 and encodes 374 amino acids. Gene Ontology annotation, cellular component: nuclear membrane complex Bqt3-Bqt4. The record is from RefSeq and is a predicted model, not a curated record.